Fusarium coffeatum is the source of this 564-nucleotide messenger RNA. RefSeq lists its product as uncharacterized. The coding region runs from base 1 to 564 and encodes 187 amino acids. The record is from RefSeq and is a predicted model, not a curated record. Gene Ontology annotation, cellular component: early endosome membrane; retromer complex. Gene Ontology annotation, biological process: endocytic recycling; late endosome to Golgi transport. The transcript is spliced from 2 exons. Gene Ontology annotation, molecular function: phosphatidylinositol-3-phosphate binding. NCBI's taxonomy places the organism in Eukaryota, Fungi, Ascomycota, Sordariomycetes, Hypocreales, Nectriaceae.
AUGGCGUCCGACCAGGACAACUCCGGCCUUGAUGCGCCAGGCUCGCAAUUCCACCGACCGAUCCUGCAAUCCAUGCCCGAUACGCGCCAGCAGAGUUUCGAUGAGAUCUACGGACCCCCCGAGAAUUUCCUAGAGAUUGAGGUUCGCAACCCAAGAACACACGGCAUGGGCCGCCACAUGUACACAGACUAUGAGAUCCUCUGCCGCACAAACAUACCUGCAUUCAAGCUGCGCCAGAGCAGCGUCCGUCGCCGCUACUCCGACUUUGAGUACUUUCGCGAUAUCCUCGAACGCGAGAGCGCCCGGGUAACCAUUCCACCCCUGCCUGGCAAGGUCUUCACCAACCGCUUCAGUGACGACGUCAUCGAGGGUCGUCGUGCGGGCCUUGAAAAGUUCCUCAAGAUUGUCGUUGGUCAUCCCCUACUCCAGACGGGGAGCAAGGUCCUUGCCGCCUUUGUCCAGGGUGAGUUUGUCGCCAGAUCCAUCUUCGCUAUCAUGAUGUCUCGAUUGACACGCAUGCAGAUCCCAACUGGGACCGCAACGCUUGGUGACGCCUCCGUCUAA